Erinaceus europaeus (western European hedgehog) is the source of this 1735-nucleotide messenger RNA. It is a transcript of the gene DNASE2, whose product is annotated as deoxyribonuclease 2, lysosomal. NCBI's taxonomy places the organism in Eukaryota, Metazoa, Chordata, Mammalia, Eulipotyphla, Erinaceidae. The transcript is spliced from 6 exons. Gene Ontology annotation, molecular function: deoxyribonuclease II activity. Gene Ontology annotation, biological process: apoptotic DNA fragmentation. Bases 179 to 1312 code for a protein of 377 amino acids. The record is from RefSeq and is a predicted model, not a curated record.
GCGUCGCCUUGCUCUUCGCCAGCGGGGCUGGGCGGAGCCUGCAGGCUCCAGAUGGCUCAGCUCGGGUUCCCUAGCGGCUUUGGGGGACUGGGGAAGUGAAACUUUCAGGGCCGGGCCAGAACCCAGCUCGUGACCCUGCACCCCGCUCACAGAUUCCUCGACCCCUCUCUCUAGCCCCAUGGGCGCGUUGAGCCUGCUGCUUCUGGCCUCGCUGCUGUGGGUCCCCUCAGGGAGCCUCUCCUGCUAUGGGGACUCGGGGCAGCCGGUGGACUGGUUCGUGAUCUACAAGCUACCGGCCCAAAGCCGGUCUCAGGAUGCUGAGUUGAGUGGACUAAGGUACAAGUACUUGGACGGAGGAUCAGGGGGCUGGCGCGACGGCGUGGGCUCCAUCGGCAGCUCGGCGGGGGCCCUGGGCCGAAGCCUGCAGCCCCUGUACAAGACCAACGCCAGCCAGCUGGCCUAUCUGCUCUACAAUGACCAGCCGCCAAAAGAAAGUGGGGUUCAGGAGUCUUCCAGCCGAGGGCACACGAAGGGUGUGCUGCUCCUGGACCAAGAUGCGGGCUUCUGGCUGGUCCACAGCGUCCCCCGAUUCCCCCCACCUGCCUCUUCGGCUGCGUACAGGUGGCCUCAGAAUGCUCAGAGGUUUGGGCAGACGCUAAUCUGUGUUUCCUUCCCCUUGGCUCAAUUUCAGCAGAUCGGGAAACAGCUCACCUAUACUUUCCCUCUGGUGUAUGACCACCGCUUGGAGGGAGGCUUCGAGGAGAAAUUCCGUGAACUGGAAGAUGUGAUCCAGGGUUACCAUGUCCUUCGCAGGCCCUGGAAUAGCAGCGUGACUCUCACCUCCCUGGCAGGGGCCACCUUCCAGAGCUUUGCCAAGUUUCGAAACUUUGCAGAUGACCUGUAUUCCGGCUGGCUGGCAGCUGCCUUGGGCACCAACCUGUAUGUCCAGUUUUGGCCCAACUCUCGCAGGACCUUGUCCUCUAACUGCUCCGGGCCCUACCAGGUGCUGGAUGUGACUCAGACGGCCUUCCCGGGACCGGCCGGGCCACACUUCAACGCCACCGAGGACCAUUCCAAGUGGUGUGUGGCCCCAGCCGGGCCCUGGGCCUGCGUAGGCGACAUGAACCGGAAUCGCCAAGAGGAGAGUCGGGGUGGGGGCACCCUGUGUACCCAGCUGCCCGCCCUCUGGAAGGCUUUCCGGCCGCUGGUGAAGGCCUGGCUGCCCUGUAAGGAGGGGGUGCCCUUUCCACCAGGACCCUGGCUGAGCCCAGAGGACCCUGCUUCUGAUUCUGUGCCUGAGACUUCCCUGUGACUCAUCUGUCAACUGCGUCUCCCCACACCAGAUGCGAGCGGUUGGGUAUCUUGUGGCCCAGGAAGGGGCACAGUGGGGAAAGCAUUGGACUUGCUCAAAGUCUCUCUCUUGCCUCUCCUGUUAAUAAAUAACAUCUGGGGGGCGGGCGGUAGCGCAGAGGGUUAAGCGCCUGUGGCCCAAAGCACAAGGACCGGCAUAAGGAUCCCCAGUUCGAGCCCCUGGCUCCCCACCUGCAGGAGAGUCGCUUUGCAAGCGGUGAAGCAGGUCUGCAGGUGUCUGUCUUUCUCUCCCCCCCCCCCGUCUUCCCCUCCUCUCUCCAUUUCUCUCUGUCCUAUCCAAUGACGACAACAACAAUAACUACAACAAUAAAAAAUGGAAGGCAACGAAAGGAAAUAAAUAAAUAAAAUUUAAAAAUAAAAUUUC